Messenger RNA from Microthlaspi erraticum, 1695 nucleotides. NCBI's taxonomy places the organism in Eukaryota, Viridiplantae, Streptophyta, Magnoliopsida, Brassicales, Brassicaceae. The record is from the annotation of a GenBank genome assembly.
AUGGAGAAACAUAGUCAUGAAGUGCUCACUGUAUUGGAGAGAGAGAAGCUCCUCAAAUCCGGUGCUUCUGAUAUAUUGUUCUGCGUCAGUCAAUUGAAGGUGGUUGAAGCUUAUAAUGAGAAGAGGUCUCAAGAGCUAGAGUUAAAGGAGAAGGAGCUGCAGAAUCUGAGCUCAGACAUUGAUAAAAAGGUUAAGGAUUUCGAAAAGGACAAGUCUGAAGCUGGUAACUUGAAGAAACUUGUGGAAGAAUGUACACAAGAACUUAGGUCAAAGAAAACUGAGCUAACGGCGAAGCUGGACUAUUCGAUCAAGAUUCAGAGAGAUAUCGACUUUAAGAAAAAACAGCUGGGAAGCUUUACGGCUGAGGCUGGUAAGGUUCAAGAUCAGAAGAAAGUAAUGGAAGAGGAGACUGAUAGGAAGAAGAAGGACUUGUCCCUGAUUCUUGACCAAACCAAAGAAUCUAGCAAGCAGCUUGCGGCUUUGGAUGAACAAGUGGAGUCUCAGCGUAGACUACUUGAGAAACUGUCACUGGAGCUGGAAUGUGUUGGAGAAUCAAGCAAGGGCUUCAGAUUCGACCUCGAGGUGAAAGAAAAGAGGUUCCAAGCAUUAAACAAUCUGAUAGCGAUCUCUGAUGAACAGCUUGGAUUGAAAUCCAAAGAACUGGUGGAAAUCCAAAGAGAAGUUGAGUUACAUAAACAGCUGAAGAGAAACAUGAUGAAUAUGCUUGUUAAGCGUGGGAAGCAGCCACCGAUCGAUGAUGACACCAGCCAACAAGAUCAUGGAAUCUCAGCUUCUCUUACGCACCAUGAAGUCUGCAGUUUUCUGAGAGCUUUCCCUAAUCCAGCAGAGUAUGUUCUGGAACUAGUACAGGAAGAUAUCAGUGAAGGAUCAGGUUUAUUGCAUGGCUCGUUCGCGGAGAUUUUGGUUCUGCUUUUUGAGGAGCUCGCCAAAAUUCAACGACUGGAGUCACUGGACACGUCUCAACUGCAGCUCAAGGCCGAGAAAGUGGCAACUCUGUGGAAAGGGAAGAUAACUAUUGAAGCUCCCACAUCAUCUCUGGAGGCCUUGGCCUUUCUUCUGUUCAUUGUGGCAUAUAGUAUACAGAAAGUGAUCAUCACUAAAGAAGAAACUGCUCUACUUGCUUCGUCUAUUGCCCAAUACGAACAGGCUCCAACACUCUUUAGCUCUCUUGGUCUCAAGCUUGAGAUCAUCUCAGAGAUUGUUUUAGGUCUUGUUAAGAAACAGCAAUACAUUUCCGCAGUCUGGUUGAUAUGUGUAUUUAAGCUUAAUAAAGACUUUCCAGUCUCACUUCUCUUAAAGAAAGAGAUCAAGAAUUUAAGACGGUCUGCGCUGGGAAUGAGACCAACUGAAUCCUCCCAGCCACAGGCUAAGGAAGAAGAUGGUAGAAGACUGAGAGCUAUACUUGAGCUUGUGGCUGAUUACAAGCUCAAAAUCAAGCUCCCAGGGGACCUCAUCGCUAAGCUAAUGGUUCAAAGAGAAAAAAACUCAAUCCCUCUAGUUCGUUGCUCUGUGGAGCAUGGCACUACUUCCUCAUCAAAUCCCCUAGCUGAUUCUCCUAAUCCAGCAACUCAGCUUUCAAGAAAUGGUUCGACUUUGCCAGUUAUGUCAUCUGAUGUUGAUUCCAUCAAGGAACGUCCUCCGAUCAUCUUCACAUAUCAGAGGAGAGGGAAGUGA